Lindgomyces ingoldianus is the source of this 3520-nucleotide messenger RNA. RefSeq lists its product as uncharacterized. The transcript is spliced from 5 exons. Gene Ontology annotation, molecular function: ATP hydrolysis activity; ATP binding. NCBI's taxonomy places the organism in Eukaryota, Fungi, Ascomycota, Dothideomycetes, Pleosporales, Lindgomycetaceae. The coding region runs from base 356 to 3250 and encodes 964 amino acids. The record is from RefSeq and is a predicted model, not a curated record.
CUGACAUCUUGACCCGUCGUUGCACCGCUGUGCUGCACUCCCGUCUACACUCACUGUCUGAGUAUUGGCGAACUGUGAGCCUUGGACGUGCUGCCUGUGCUGACAUCGCCACUACUAUUCGCUACUCUGCAUCGUUCAUGCUUCGUUCGCGGUCGUGGAUUGGCAGCUUGACUCACCACGUGUAGAGAGGCCAGCAAACAGGAGCCCACACCGCUAUAAAGCCGCACGCAGCGCCCCCAUACGUAAAGCUCCUGAAGCGCCAGGAGCAUACAGUCCACAGCAUAUCCCACGAUACCUACGCAUUCAACCACAUCCGAUCCAAUCCACGAGACUGUUCCCCAGCAACGUGGCAGACAUGGACUCGAACUCAAGUGCGCGAGACAGUCCCGGCGCAGUCAUGGGAACUGGAGAUUUCCAGGAUGCCGUCAGGGUGACACUAGACCAGGCACAGUCAGUGACGGCGCUGGAAGUGGAGACGGACACGGCAGUUGCGGAGAGAGACCCUCCGCAAACGCAGCUGCCCAAACAGAAGACGAAAAAGCAGGCACUAUGCAACAAGCACGGUAAGCGGAAGGACAAGUGCUGCUCGGCCAACAAAGGAAAGAAGCGUUCCAAGGAAGAAAGCACGACGGAGGAGAGCAACGGGGACAGUUCCGACAGUGAUUCUAGCGAUAGUAGCGACAGCGAGAGUGACGAAGACGAGCAGGAACGACGGCGGCGGAAGAAGAAAGCAUUGAAGAGAAAGGAGCGGAAGAAGGAGAAGGCGAAAGCCAGGGCCAAGGCCAAGAAGCGCAAGAGUAGAAAGUAUGACUCCUCGAGCGACGACUCGGAGAGCACGGCCAGCGAUACCAGUGACACCAGUGAAAGCGAAAGCGAACAUGAAAGGAGACGACGCAAGAGAAAGAGUAGGAAAGCAAGCAAGGCGGAAGAGUCGUCCUCUGAGGAGGACAGUGCCGAGGCGACGCCGGAUGCAACCGCCCCGGUCGACGAUGAUAUCGAUACGCAAAUGAGCAACCUCAGAACCCAGUUGGCUCAAUUGCAGAUGACAAAGCUGACGCAAGCCACGACUCCGCAGACAACCAAAAAGAAGUCGAAAACACAAAAGAAAAGGGAGAAGAAGCCGUCGAAGCGGGUAUCCACGCUCGAAUAUAAGCGAGUCGACCAGGUGUGGGAUCGCAACAUCUACAAUUAUAAGUUUACCGAGAGCGCGGAAAAGGAGGUCAAUGAGUUUGAUGAAUUUGUUUUCGUCGUACGCAGAAAGUUCGAUUGGGAAAACAAGUAUUCCUAUACCAAAGUCGAUGUCAAAUCCAAGCCACUUCGAGAUGCGCUGCAACAAGUCAUGAAGGAUGUCAAGGGUGUCUCGCUGGUCGAGGAAUCACCUAGCAUUGAUCCCAACAUGCUCUUCCUCUACCUUGAAGAACUGAAAACCUACUAUCGGAAGACUCUCAAGGCGCAAUUAAAGAAAGAGAAGAAGAAGAAAAUCAAAAAGAGGCUGAGCCAGCAAAUUUCUCACUGCAAAAUUCUUGCUGCCUAUCUUGACGAGGACUACGAGGACACGAAGAAGUCAUUGUACCCAAUGCUGAAGGCAGGUAACAUCACGUUCGACCUGCUUUGGGCCUUGUUCAAACCCAACACGAUAGCCUUCACCCCCACCUACGGCUCGACCGAGGAUCCCCGUUGCUUCAAGGUCGACUACGCGAACAAGGAAAGACACCCACUCCGUGGAGAAUGGUACAGCAUCGAAGGUCGGUAUCUCGAAUAUGAUGGCAAAGUCUUCGGUCUGGGUGACCUAGAAGUUCAUGUGGAAGCUUUUAAAGGGCCUCGAAAGAUCACCAGCCUCGCGACGUAUCCCCUACAGUACCACAAGGAUCCAGAAGGUGUCAAGAAGCAGCUGGUAGAACGCGGCAAGAAAUUCGUUGGUCUCCAAGGGAUGAACUACCGAUUUCACAAAGGCCUGGCCUAUCAGAAGAAGAAGAAGGCUGUUGCGAAGGUUAACAUCAAUGGUAGGGUUAUGGUUGAUCCAGCAAUAUUCCGACGAGUGUGUCCAAAUUACCCCAUAUCAUACAUCAAGCGAAGAGAGGAUGACGACUCUCCCAAUUCUCAAGAUGACUCCGACGACGAGUGCUCCGAAUGCUGCCCUGCAGAUUCCGAGUCUGACACUCCAGGCGCCGAAGCUGCGGUCAACUUGAGCGACGAAAGCGGCUUUGGAGAACGGACGAAGGUCAAGGUUUUUGUGGACAAGAACGACCAGGUGCAUGUCAUCCAUGUCCCGGUCGAUGAGGAUGGCAAUGAAGUCAUCGCUGAAACUCUUGAGGCAGUAGAUCGCAACGAUGAAUCGGCAUGCACCUUUUCUGAGGAAGAGCUACUGAUCGCCUCCCCGGUGGUCUUGGGCUUCGCGUUCUCAGAGAAGCUGUGGCUCGAAUUCUCACUGUCGGGAAUCAAGGACAUCGAGUGGAACAACGAAGCCUUCAGCUCGCUCGUUCUGCAUAAACACAUCAAGCAGAAUCUCAAGGGGCUGGUCAGCAGCCACAAGUUCCAUGCCGCCAAGACGAUUGACGAUGUCAUUCAGGGCAAGGGCAAAGGCCUCAAUGUCGUGCUUCACGGGCCUCCGGGUGUGGGUAAGACGCUUACCGCGGAAAGUAUCGCCGAAUAUUUGAAGUGUCCGUUGUACGCCGUAUCAGCCGGUGAACUAGGCACAGAUUCACGCAUGCUCGAGGCAGAGCUCAACAAGAUCAUGGACAUUACCCAUUCUUGGGGCGCCAUCUUGCUGCUUGAUGAAGCAGACGUUUUCUUGGAGAAACGGGAAGUCCAUGACAUUCACAGAAAUGCGCUUGUCUCAAUAUUCCUGCGUCUUCUGGAGUACUAUCAGGGUAUCUUAUUCCUCACCACAAACAGGGUCGAGACGUUUGACGAGGCUUUCCAAUCACGCAUUCACAUGGCUAUUCGAUACGAAAACCUCACCCGCAACGCGAGGAAGGAGGUUUGGACCCACCAUGUCGGCAGUGUCAGGAAGAUGGAAGGCCAGGAGAGCGAGCCAUUUGAAAAGGAACACUUCGACGAAUUGAGCAAGAAGGUGCUAAAUGGGCGACAGAUUAAGAACGCCGUCAAGACUGCCCAGUCGAUUGCGCUUGCCGAGGAAGAUGCUUUCUCGAUGGAUCACAUCAAACGUGUUUUGGACGUUGCCGAAGACUUUGACGCCGAUUUGCGGGGAGGGAAUGGGUACAGGGAUGCUAUGAGGCAGUACACGUAAGCUGCCUGCUAAGAACGUAACUGCUCAUCCUGGUCACCGCAAUUGGGGAAUUCACGGGUUAGGAUAGUUGAGGUGUGGAGAGUUCAAAUUGGAUACCCAGAAUUUGUCUCAGCAUCUCAGUUGGAUGCGGCCUGCAUUUUAUGGAGCAUGGAUAUAGAUAUAUGGGUAACGUGACAUUGGUCGCUUUAAUGUAUCCGAGAUAAUCUUCUUAUUUCCCCUAUUCCAUUCCAUUGAUUAUUAAAAUCUCCCCUCUAUGUUUUUUUUUUUUUU